Molecule: messenger RNA, 6014 nt
Organism: Ostrea edulis (European flat oyster)
Lineage: Eukaryota; Metazoa; Mollusca; Bivalvia; Ostreida; Ostreidae
Product: low-density lipoprotein receptor-related protein 4-like
Exons: 24
Coding region: 94-4050 (1318 amino acids)
Source: RefSeq, a predicted model, not a curated record
UGGAUAAUCCAUCUAACACUAUGUUUAACAAUUAUAACUAUACAUGGAGACGUCUGCUUUGGUAUUCCUGGAGACAAGGGUCUCAUUCUGGGAAUGUGGAGUCCAGCCUCGAUACUUACCAUCACAGAAAUACCCAGAGCUUCGGCGAGUCGCUAUGGCAACGUAUCUAAGUCUUUAAUUCCUUCCGAAACCCAGGUGACCAGCAUCACGUCUGAUCCAGAAACAAAUACCAUUUUUACAAGCAUAAGAAACUCAAUUUACGCAUUCUCAAACUUCAGCAUUUGGCAGAAUCAAACAAGGAUUUCACGCAUUUACAAAGGAAAGUCUACAUCUCUCGGACAGAUCGCAUUUGAUUAUGUUUCAAAGAACUUGUAUUGGUGUGACUCCUUACUUGAUUGGAUUGCAAUGAAACCAGCUUACACUAGCAAUAACACCAUAUAUAAAGUCGUUGUUGACAAAGACAUGAAGCAGCCAGAAGGGAUAGCGCUAGAUGCUGAAGAUGGAUUGAUGUUCUUUUCCGACAAUGGUCCUAAUCCCCGCAUUGAGCGAGCCUCCAUGGAUGGGAGCGACAGGGUCGUGAUAGCGCACACGGGUUUGAUUCGUGUGUUGGCUCUCUCUAUCGACAUUGUCAGUAACAUACUUUAUUGGGCAGACUACGGUAGACAUACGCUAGACGCCUGUAACUACGAUGGAUCCAGUAGGCGGGUUUUAAGACGAAUGAACCAAGUUACAGUGACUGGAAUACAUUACAAUCAGAAUAUGUUGCACGUUGUAAGCCCUAGUACCAGAGGAAUGAUAGGAAUUGAUACAACAUCCGGGUCACCACUUUACAAUAUACAGAUUGAUACAGGGCAACCAUUUGUCGUACAUGUUUACGAUGCAGAAACGUCCAUCUCAUACAAUGACCCGUGUUCCUCUCGAGGCUGUCAACACAUGUGUGUUAAAACUCCUAUGGGUCCUACGUGUCUCUGUGCGGAAGGUUUCCAACUCUCCACAGAUAACUUAACAUGCACAGACCGCUCCUGGUUCCACGAAAAAGGCUUUAUUGUGAACAAUGCAACAACGUUUUCCAUGUUGGAAGUGAGUUCCGUUAGUGCGGGAGAAGGUUUGCAUCCCUCUUUUCGGGUCUCCUCGGUUAUUCAAACAUUUACCGUGGACGCCAAGUUAGACCUGAUCUACUUUGUGGACAACAGUGAUAACUCUUUAAAGGAAUUAAACAUCAUCACUUCACAAAUUAGAACGUUAGCAUCCAUUUCUUAUGCCAAAGCCCUUGUAUUUGACUGGAUUGCUAAUCUUCUUGGCUGGAUCGAACCUACACAGUCCAGUAUCCGUGCAUUUUCCAUCAAUUCUGGCACGAUGUCAACAAUUUAUUCCGGCCUUCAAGAACCAUCAUCUCUCACAGUGGACCCCCACAAUAGCUAUCUUUACUGGAUUUCUGGAUCGUCGGGGAAGUCAAUAAUGCGAGGAACAUGGAGCAGGGAUACUCCCCAAGUUAUUUUGUCAUCUGCAAAUGUGGCUAAUCCCAGCUCUCUCCAAUAUGACGUCACAAGCGACAGGAUAUACUGGCUUGACAACUCGUUGAUUAAAAGUUCAAUGACAAAUGGAUCUGAUAUCAAAACCCAUAUCGUCACAUUAGGCGCAACACAGGCAUUGGUAUAUAAGGAUUUCUUUGUUUGGAUAAAUGGAAACCAAAUGAGCUUUGCAAGAAAGAGUGGGUUGAAUGCAGAAUAUGCGGUGAAUAUAUUAGAAAACUCAAACGGAGUCGCUGUUUUUGACCGGUCAUUACAACAAGAUAGAAGAGGUACCUGUCAUAUUAUGAACGGUGGUUGUGAAGAUAUAUGUGUACCGACACGGAGCGGGCGAAGAUGUGAAUGUGAUGUGGGGCUGAAGAUUAAAUCAGAUAACACGACUUGCGACAGUGAUGUUUUUUCCACGAAUUUCAUUGUUGUUGCGGAUUACUCACACGGAAGGAUCCUCCAGGUUGACAUCGAUACAGGGAAUCUAGUCAAAUUACCAUUCAGUACAAAUUCUCCUGGAAUAAUACUUGAUAAAUCAAGUAUGAAACUCUUUUAUUCCCAAAUCUCCACCAAAUCCAUAAUGUCUACCACACUCCAUGGAAGGAAUACAACUUUAGUCUACGCAAUAGGCUUUGCUUAUGCUGAUCGUAUGGUCAUUGACUAUUCCACGGGAAAUAUUUACUACACUGCAGUGGGCUCAACACCGAGCCAGAGUUAUAUUGGCGUGAUACAUAGAAUGAAUUCACUUCAUAAGACUUUGUUGUCUAACUUAUACAGUCCAAGGGAAAUCGUGGUAUAUCCGUCAAAAGGUUUCUUGUACUGGACAGAGUUUGGAAAUGUAACUCAAAUAGGUAGAGCAUAUAUGGACGGAACCUCGAAAAUGUAUAUUGCAACAACUGAUAUUGGAUGGCCGAAUGGCCUCACUAUUGAUUUUACAUCUAGUAGGCUUUACUGGACAGACGGGCAAAAAAAUCGGAUCGAGUACUCCGAUUUAAAUGGCGGAAACAGAGGAGUUCUGGCGACAGAUAAUGACGCUCAUUUAAUGAGCAUGGUGAUUCAUGGCCAAUACCUGUAUUACACCGCAUGGAAUCGACAACGCAUUACUAAGAUGGACAAAUCAACAGGUUCAAAAGUUGUCUUUAUGUUGAACCAUCCAGAGCUAGGCAGAUUAGACAGUUUAGCGAUCUAUGCAGAUGAUGUAGUGGACGUGAACACGAUUUGUUCCAAGUUGAACGGCAACUGCAGCACGUUCUGUUUUCCGACGCCAUCAGGAAGAACGUGUGGAUGUCAGGAUAACGUAGAUCUACAAUCAGACCAAUCCACGUGUCAAGGAGUAACUCGCUGCAGUACGUCCCUGCAGAAUGUGAACGUACUCAAUUGCCUCCCGUAUUCUGGACAGACGUGUGACAUUGAGUGUAAGACUGGAUACAAACUUGCUGUCAAUACGUCCAUUACCUGUGGAACGUCUGGUCAGUGGUCACCUCCUACCGCUGCUUUGUGCACAGAAAUCUUCUGCCCUCCAUCUGUUGAUAACGUCGUGUUGUCAUCAAGUUGUGGAAGAAAGGUGGGUGAAGCCUGUAAGUUCUCCUGUACAGAAGGUCAUACUUCCACUACGUCACAGAAUUUGGUUUGUAAGGAUGACGGCACUUGGAACCAGAAUAUGAGCGAUUUAUGUACACAUACGGGUUGUUCUAAGACCGUACAAAACGGAUAUCUUAUCAAUUGCAAAUCCAAUGCCGGUGAUACAUGUAGAUAUGAGUGCAACAGUCCUAUGGAAACCAAUCCCUCUAUUCCAAAUAUCGCUUGCGGCACAAAUGGCGAUUGGAAUCACGAUACAAACGACUUAUGUGUGCUUUUAUGUCCAUCAACAAUCCCAAACGGAGAGCUUGCACAAAGUUGUCAGAGAAGAGUUGGAAAUAGCUGCACAUUCACCUGUAGCGGUAGUCACAGACCGUCCACUUCUCAAAACCUUUUCUGUACCUCAAAAGGUACUUGGAGCGAAAACAUCGAUCUAUUAUGCAAACAAAUAGCAUGUCCAUUGGAAAUAAAGAACGGAAAUAUAUCCUCUUUGUGCCAAGGGCGUACUGGGGAAAAAUGCAAAGUAACAUGUCACACGGGAUUCGUAGCAAAAUAUUCAGAGAUAUUUUGUACAUUAUCGGGAGUAUGGGAUAGGAAGAGUGACGAUAUUUGUACAGCAAUUCUUGAUAACCCCUCCCCUUCUCCAGUUGAAGAGACCGAUAUUACCCUUAUUGGAGUUGGGGCAUCAAUUACAAUCAUUGUCAUUGCCAUUGCUAUCGUUGCUAUUGUUUGCUUCGUCAGGCGAAGGAAACAACCUGGAAAUGAAUACGAACAAUCACCUGCAGCUCGAGAAAAUCCUUAUUCAACAUUCAUUAACGGCGGGUAUUUAACAGACAUGGAUACUUCAUCCCAUGGGAGGCCGGUUUCUGAUGUGUACUGCAGUAUAGAGGAUUCGCAUUUCACAGAAUACGGGGAUUCAGUCAAAGAAACCUACUUAAAUCCGAUUUCUAGAUAACACCUAUCACAGAUCAUAACUGUCUUAACACCUAAUGAUUCCUUGUCUUACAUUUAGAUAUCAUGAUUGAGUUCUUGAAUUAGUUCAACAUUUCUCUAUUUGUAUUGGGACACUACAUGAUCAGAUUCCCACCCAUCUAAACAUUUUAAGAAGUUCCAGGUCACCUGGUCCCUUACUCACCAUAACAUUAAGGAAAAUUGUGCUAUUAUUUUAUAAAAAGACUCCUUUACAUAAUUGUAAUGCAGCUGACUGUUGAUUUUUAGAGUAGGCAUUUUCCUAAUUUGAGUUUGGCUUCCCCCGUAAGAGCUUCAUUACUUUCUAUACGUGUAUAGUGUUUGUCAGGGUGAUACAUCUGUAAGUGAUUGAUAAACCCGAAUUGAUAUAGACAUAGAAUUCCUUAGAACUUAGAGGGCAUGUGUGCGUGAUAUCCGGUAUUGAUGUGCUGGCAGUCCUGGACUUGCAUUAUUCGUCCCCAACAUUUUGUACAGUUUCCUUACUAACAUUAAUGCCAGCACAGCUUUGAAAUUUUGAAAAUUGGCCGCUUGGUUCCAUUUGAGAGUUAUGCAUAUGCGUGCGCAUUGCGUUGCACGAAGUUGCUCACUAGACUUUUAAAUUAAUUGAAAUCAUUCUCAUUAAAUUAACUUUCUGCGAUGAAUGAUCAUGCUAAAAAAAAAUAUAAAUUUUAUAACCUCCUUUUCGUUAUAUGACUUGCAAACAUUCAGUUUUAUUAUUAUAUAUCAGUCUGGGAAAUUACACCAAAUCACGCGCUAUCUACAUACAAAUAUUACCUUGGUGAUUUGUUUUUAUAAUUGUUUGAGACUAUUAUUACAGUGCGUACUAUUGUGUCGGUAGCUCAGUGGUAGGGCGAUCGCUUCGUAACCGGAAGGUCGUGAGUUCAAUACCUACUAGUGCUGUGUCCAAUUUUACUAACUAACUAACACUAUGUCUAACUUCCGUGCUAAAUCUAACUUUAAAUAAGGUAGAUAUUGCACCUUCGCCAAAAAUUGGCAUUUAGAAGUAGGAAUAGCGGAUCUUUCGGGUAUCAUUUUAAAACCUGGAAGUUACGCGUCUCGGUGGGCGUUGGCACUUAAAAAGACUCUGAGCGCUAGACAUAUGUCUAGAUUUUUUGGUACUUCGCCAACAGCUGACAACGCCUCAAUAUCAGUGAACAGUUCUCGAAGUCGCGUAAAACAAACAAAUAACUUGAUAUUGUUUCACCUUCAUAACAGGUGAAAACAAUAUAACAAGGUCCUGAUAGUUUUUUCUAUUUUUAAUAAAAUUAGCGUAGCGUGCAUAAGUCAGAUAAACUCGUCAUUUGAACAACGCAACAUUGCCAUUAAAAAAAAAAUUAUGAAUCGUAUGAUGGUAUUAUCGAACAAAACUUUACCAAACUAUUGUUAGAGUAAAUACAUGUACAUGUACAUUUUUAAUAAUUACUGACAAUGAAAUCCAAUUUUGUUUUAAAUCAUGGUUUUCCUCUUCAUCUCGAAAAAUUGGGAAAAUGAGAACCACAACUUUUUCUCUCCAGAGUCUAAAGAAUUUAGAAAUGAAUGUCAGAAUAAGGUAUUUACAUUUUGUCAAUACACUUAUAUGAUAGAAAAGAAAAUUUUAAGCAAUUCAGAACACGAGAACCUGUUUGCCUUUUUCAUAAGCAUUUAUUUAACAAAAUCUACAUUUCCAUUAAUGAUGUAAUUGCUUUGAACAAUACACGCUAUCUACAAGAAUUGAAUGUUUCUUAAUAGCUCUAACACUUUUGUAUAUCGUUGCAUCUGUUUAUAUAUCAUGUAUGUUGAGAGGGUAAUGAAUGUUACGAAUGUACUGUACUUUGUGUCUGUGAUGAUUAAAACUCGUGAAUUGUUCGGAAAGGAAAAUCUAAGAAAUCAGUACUGCUACGCAAUUCUUAAUUGUACAUUAUGUGACAGUACUUGUGUUGAUUUGUCAUUAAUAAACCAAACCUAUAUAGA